AUGUCAAACACAAAUGGAAACGUACAACAAGAUACAUCAUCAGCAAAUGUUCAAGGUUCACAUGAAAAUGAAAACGAAAAACCAUAUACUGAUCAAGGAAUAAAUGAAAAAAUUGUACAAAAAAUUCGUUCAUUGAUUGAUAUUGGUAAAUUAAAUUCAAGUGAUAUUGAUAAUCGUGUAUGUGAACAAUUACGUUCAUUUCCUGAUGAUAUAACAAGUAUUGAUUCAUUAUUUAAUGAAUUUAAUGAUUCCGAUUUAACCGGUGUUGUUAAUAAAGGUGCAUUUCUAUGUAAUUUUAUUAAACAAUGGAAAUUACGUAAUCCACAACAACCAAAAUCUUCAUCGAAUGAUUCACAAUCAACACAAGGUUUUGGUGAAAAUGCUCGUACACAUAAACCUGGUCCUGAUGAAGCAAAAUUAAAACAAAUUAUUGAACGAACGGGAUAUAAAACUGAAGUCACAGCUGGUCAACGUAAAUAUGGUGGACCACCACCUGAUGGACCUGAACGACCUGCUACUCGUAGCGAGGUUUUUAUUGGUAAACUUCCACGUGAAAUAUUUGAAGAGGAAUUAAUUCCAUUAUGUGAAAAAGCUGGAAAAAUUUGGGAUUUACGUUUAAUGAUUGAUCCAGCAUCAGGUUUUAAUAAAGGUUAUUGUUUUGUUACAUAUUGUUUUCCAGGUGAUGCAUCAAAAGCAUGUGAACAACUUAAUGGUUAUGAAAUUCGUCCAGGAAAACCAAUAAAAGCAAAUUGUAGUGUUGCUAAUCUUCGAUUAUUUAUUGGUAAUAUACCAAAAACAAAAUCAAAAGAAGAAAUUAAAGAAGAAUUAUCUAAAGCAGUUGAAGGUGUAACAGAAGUUAUUAUUUAUACACCAGCUGAUGAAGCUGAUAAGAAGAAAAAUCGUGGAUUUUGUUUUGUUGAUUUUGAUACACAUAAAAAUGCUUCAGCUGCUAAACGAAAAUUAGCUAAUGGUCGUGUUCGAGUAUUUAAUCGUGAUAUUGCUGUUGAUUGGGCUGAUCCAGAUGAAGAACCUGAUGAUGAUACAAUGUCACAAGUUAAAGUUUUAUAUGUACGAAAUUUAACAUCUGAUGUAUCAGAAAAUGAUGUAAAAGAUUUCUUUUUACCAUAUGGAAAUAUUGAACGUGUACGAAAAGUUCGAGAUUAUGCUUUUGUUCAUUUUGAUAAACGGGAUGAUGCAUUGAAUGCAAUGCGUGCACUCAAUGGAAAAAUUCUUGGUCGAAAUUCAAUUGAAGUUAGUUUAGCUAAACCAUUAAGUGAUAAACGUAAACAAGCACAAUCAAAACGUGAGCAACGAAAACCAUUUGAUACACCAGUGAAUUCACGAAGCGGUUUUGGUGAUAAUGCACCAAGUGAUUUUACAGGUGGACCAGCAUCAAGUAGUUUCGGUGGUUUUAAUAGCGGUCAACCACGUGUCGGUGGACGAUCUGAUGACUCAUUCAAUGUGAAUACUUUUGGUGCUUUUAGCGGAGAUAAUUUAAUGGGCAAUGCUCCACCACAGCAUCCACCUCCACCACCCUCAUCAUCACGAGGUGGACCAUCUCAACGAGGGAAUAAUCGUGGUGGUCGUUCCGGUGGUUCAUCAGGUGGCGAUCGAAGUGGCUUUUCAGGUAAUCGUGGAGGUGGAUUUCAUUCUGGUAAUCGAAGUGGAAAUGGUAAUUUUAAUCAAAAUAAUCGUGGAGGUUUUAAUAAUAAUUACCGAGGAAAUUAUGGUGGACCACCACAAAAUAAUAAUUCUGGUGGAUAUAAUAAUAAUGAUAGUGGUUUCAAUCGAAUGGGUGGUGGAUUUAAUAAUCAAGGUGGUUUUGGCGCAUUUAACGGUCCAUCACAAAAUAGCAAUCAAUCAUUCGGUCGACCAUCAAAUCAAAUGGGCAUGGGUAACAGUGGCUUUGGCAUGAAUCCAAUGCAACAAAAUCAAUCAUAUGGAGGUAUGAAACGACCACCGAACCAGAUGAACGAUGGUAAUAUGUCGAAACGAUCCCGUCCAGAUACUGGAUCGUGGGGAGCUAUGGGUGGUGAUGGUAAUGAUAAUUCCAAUAAUGGUCCACAACAACAACAAAAUGCCGGUGGAAAUUGGUAUCAAGAUCAGGGCUACAACAGCUCACAGCAACAGUCCAGUUAUAGCUGGAACUGA
Molecule: messenger RNA, 2151 nt
Organism: Rotaria sp. Silwood2
Lineage: Eukaryota; Metazoa; Rotifera; Eurotatoria; Philodinida; Philodinidae
Source: the annotation of a GenBank genome assembly